AUGCUGGUUCGAUUCUCGCAACUGGUGACGUGGUCUCAAACCCCUAUGGUCACAGCAUUGCAGCAGCGAAAGGAUAACGGGGGCUCCAACUGCGGCGUGGACCAAGUUCUGCGAGCAGCACCGUCGACGCUGCCGACGGUGUGGGGUGCGCUCGGGGGUCGACCUGCGACACUCGUGGCGUGCUCGGCCGACGAAAACCCCACUUUCGGAACGUACCUGAAGUUUGCUCUGGCAGGUGCAAUAUGCUGCAGUGUUACCCAUUCGGCUGUGGUUCCGGUCGACGUGGUCAAGACGCGGCUGCAGCUGUCGGACAAGUACCACGGUAUGACACACGCCGCACGCACGAUCGUCAAGGAGGAGGGCGCACUGGCACUGCUAACCGGACUGAGCCCGACUGCCGUUGGCUACUUCUUGCAAGGAUGGUUCAAGUUUGGGCUUUACGAGUACUUCAAGCGGCUAUAUUCGAGUCUGGCUGGUCCCGAGGCAGCGGAGAAAGGCCGCUUCGGUAUCUGGCUAGCAGCGGGCGGUACGGCGGAGUUUUUCGCAGACCUGGCGCUUUGCCCGCUGGAGGCCACGCGUAUCCGUCUGGUGAGCCAACCGACUUUUGCGAGCUCUUUACCGGAGGCGUUCGGAAAGCUCAUCUCCAAUGAAGGGCUGCGUGGUCUCUACGCCGGACUCUUCCCGAUCCUCCUGAAACAGAUUCCCUACACAAUGGCCAAAUUUGCUGUUUUUGAAGCAGCAUCCGAGUUCAUCUACCGCACGCUAGAGCGCAUGGGGAAACCAAAAGCCGACAUGCGGGAUAGCACCAAGCUCUUGAUUUCACUCAAUUCCGGUAUCUUUGCAGGUAUCUGUGCAGCUGUGGUCUCGCAACCCGCGGACACGGUGUUGUCGGUCAUCAACAAGUCCCGCGUAACGGGUAGCAUCGCUGAAGCAACGUUCCGGAUUAUUCGUGAGCUAGGUCCGCGUGGACUUUUCCGUGGACUGGGUGCUCGCGCAAUCAUGGUUGGUAGUCUGACUGCCGGGCAAUUCUUUAUUUACGACGGGUUGAAACAGCUGCUCGGCGUGGCGCCUGUUCACAAGAAAGAAGUUGCUCCACUGGUGGGCUCGGCAGCGCAACCCGCAUCGGUGGCAGCACGUGCUCAACAGUCGCAGUGA
Molecule: messenger RNA, 1155 nt
Organism: Cyanidioschyzon merolae strain 10D
Lineage: Eukaryota; Rhodophyta; Bangiophyceae; Cyanidiales; Cyanidiaceae
Product: mitochondrial phosphate carrier protein
Exons: 1
Coding region: 1-1155 (384 amino acids)
Biological process (GO): mitochondrial phosphate ion transmembrane transport
Cellular component (GO): mitochondrial inner membrane
Molecular function (GO): phosphate transmembrane transporter activity
Source: RefSeq, a predicted model, not a curated record